CAGGAUUGGCGGAGGGAGGGUAGCGGAGGAGUGCCGCAGGAGGAUCACCCAUGGUCGCGACUGGGGCACCAGCCGCACGAGGAGGCUCAUAGGUACAUGUCACAAACUUCACCAACAGACCGGGCAUCGAAUACCUCUUUCGCUCUCCCAGGGACGCAGAUUGCUGCAUCUCAGGCCGCAGGUCCCAAUGCAGACUCCUCCAGGCCAAGCACUGCGAGUGUUGCCAGGACCGAAGCAUUCGGCAGCUAUGAAAGCAGUGUUUACGGGAGGCAAGGAGCAGACAUCAAUCCUGGAUUCGAGUCUCGUAGGCCAUCAGCCGACUCAAGCGUCCAGACCCCUUCUCGAGCCUUUGGUGUGCACAGUAUCUUGAACCCUCAGACGGAGCCUGAAGGGCCGCCUUUGGUGCCCGCAACGAGCAGUCAGUCGCAUUUAAGCAUCCUCCAAGGACCGUCUGAAGUAUCACCUCGUGUUCGAAAACGCACGGAUCCUCGAUCACCGCCGCAGGACCAAUCUCAGCCGGGUAGUACACGUGUUGGAAGGCGUGUGCUCACGCCAAAAUCUCCGGCAGUCCGUGCGGCGAGUCUGGGAGCCAGGAGAAACCCUACGUUUCACUCCACCAUACAGCCCCUCCAACCGUUUUCCGGGUCGACAGGCCGAACAUACACGGCUGAACCAGGACCGUACAGAACUUCGGAAAUCCCACCACUUCCUUCUUUGGCGAUAGCAACAGGUCCGAAUUUGCCAAAUAUAGCGCCCUUUGAAUCUGGCAACCAAGCCCGCUCUGCGCCUGCGCCUGGAAACUCCCCGCGUGGUCUAGAAUCUACGAUCACGCACACAGCUGAUCGAGCUUUCUCAGGCCAGUCAACGUACCCUAGGAUCGAACAACCUUCGCCGAUAUUUCGCUAUGGCCCUGGCCAGCAGCUCUCUCAGCCCUCGCCUGUUCGCAGAGGGUUUCAACCGAGCGGGCCUGGCGGAUACGCUCUCGAAAAUCAUCUACAUGGCCCUCACGAAGGCUACCAGCCUGGACAGACCUCUAUGAAUCUGACUCUGGAUACGGAUCAAGGGCCGUUGGUUCUCCCGGUGGAAUUGGACCUACAACAAGCAUCGAGAGUGGCAGACGAGAAGAGAAAACGCAAUGCCGGUGCAUCGGCUCGAUUCCGGGCUCGGCGGAAGGAGAAGGAGAAGGAGGCUUCCCAGACCAUUUCAGGGUUGCAGGAAGAACUCAGGGACUUGAUCGAGGAGCGAGAUUUCUACCUCUCAGAACGAGACCACUUCCGCGAAAUCGCUGCAAGACACGUGGCCAACCCGCAACUCCUACAGCGUCCUCCGUCACCGCGACAGCGGCGAAUGGCGGUGGCAGCGGCAGGUCCAGCACCGACCAGCGGCGCCAGCUCUGAGCCGCAGUUCAGCUCGGAAGAUUCGUACCGCGAAUAUCAUGAGAGGGAGUCUUCUAUCAGCCAGCGCCGUCGGACAGGAGACUAUCAGCCCAUCUUCGUCGGGGCCCAGACUCAAUCGCCGUCUCAGCCGCCGUACACUGGGUUUCCACCGCAGCCCCCCGUGCCUCUACCUCAACUCCCCGCGACGACGAAUGGUGCCUAUGCGCCUCCACGAUCCUUGCCGCCGGGACCACCGGCUCCUUCCCUUACAAGAUCGCAGUCAUAUGAUCCUUUCCGUCGAGGAGAUCACUAUGAGCGCACAUGGCCUUCAGGUCGGUAACGACAACGGUGUAAAUAAAUACUGCCGCCUGAGAUCUUCUUUUUAUUUUUUUGUUUUCCAACACUAUUCGACAUGACUAUAACCUAGAGAGACGACUAUGAGGGCAACCUCAGAUGCAGCAUCCUAUACACAUUUGUAUGAUGAUGGGACAUGAUUAUGAAUGAACCGAUGAUCAGAAGAAAAAAACGGAUGCUCAACUGUCGUCACAGGGAUGCAUUUCAAACACACACCUUAUCUCGAAUGCCAUCCCGAGAUAUCGAUGAUUUUGAGAGGGAAAGACAACAACCGCGAGACCAACUAAUACCUUUUUUUUCUAUUUGUUUUUUUUUCAGCAUUUUGCAUGUGCAAGAUACCCCCGGACCAUAUUUUCUCUUUUCUCGACUAAUACUUCUUCUGUUAUUAUUCUUUUGGUGGAAGGUGGUGCG
This is a messenger RNA of Exophiala oligosperma, 2141 nucleotides long. RefSeq lists its product as uncharacterized. The transcript has a single exon. The coding region runs from base 97 to 1716 and encodes 539 amino acids. Gene Ontology annotation, molecular function: DNA-binding transcription factor activity. NCBI's taxonomy places the organism in Eukaryota, Fungi, Ascomycota, Eurotiomycetes, Chaetothyriales, Herpotrichiellaceae. The record is from RefSeq and is a predicted model, not a curated record. Gene Ontology annotation, biological process: regulation of DNA-templated transcription.